AUGGAGCCCGCCGUGUCUCUGGCCGUGUGCGCGCUGCUCUUCCUGCUCUGGAUCCGCGUGAAAGGGCUGGAGUUCGUGAUCAUCCACCAGCGCUGGGUGUUCGUGUGCCUCUUCCUGCUGCCGCUAUCGCUCAUCUUCGACAUCUACUACUACGUGCGUGCCUGGGUGGUGUUCAAGCUCAACAGCGCGCCGCGGCUGCACGAGCAGCGCGUGCGGAACAUCCAGAAGCAGGUGCGGGAAUGGAAGGAGCAGGGCAGCAAGACCUUCAUGUGCACGGGGCGCCCGGGCUGGCUCACCGUCUCGCUGCGGGUUGGGAAGUACAAGAAGACUCAUAAAAACAUCAUGAUCAACCUGAUGGACAUUCUGGAGGUGGACACCAAGAAACAGAUUGUCCGUGUGGAGCCCUUGGUGACCAUGGGUCAGGUGACCGCCCUGCUGAACUCCAUCGGCUGGACUCUGCCUGUGUUGCCUGAGCUCGAUGACCUCACAGUGGGGGGCUUGAUCAUGGGCACGGGCAUCGAGUCUUCAUCCCACAAGUACGGGCUGUUCCAGCACAUCUGCACUGCCUAUGAGCUGGUCCUGGCUGAUGGCAGCUUUGUGCGAUGCACACCGUCAGAAAACUCUGACCUGUUCUAUGCCGUGCCCUGGUCCUGUGGCACCCUGGGCUUCCUGGUGGCCGCAGAGAUCCGCAUCAUCCCCGCCAAGAAGUAUGUGAAGCUGCGGUUUGAGCCGGUGCGGGGCCUGGAGGCCAUCUGCGACAAGUUCGCCCUCGAGGCGCAGCGGCCGGAGAACGACUUCGUGGAGGGGCUGCUGUACUCCCUGGAGGAGGCCGUCAUCAUGACGGGGUCGAUGACGGACAAGGCAGAGCCCAGCAAGCUGAAUAGCAUUGGCAAUUACUACAAGCCGUGGUUCUUCAAGCACGUGGAGAACUACCUGAAGACAAACCAAGAGGGCCUGGAGUACAUUCCCCUGAGACACUACUACCACCGGCACACACGUAGCAUCUUCUGGGAGCUCCAGGACAUCAUCCCCUUCGGCAACAACCCCGUCUUCCGCUACUUCUUUGGCUGGAUGGUGCCUCCCAAGAUCUCCCUCCUGAAGCUGACCCAGGGCGAGACUCUGCGCAAGCUGUACGAGCAGCACCAUGUGGUGCAGGACAUGCUGGUGCCCAUGAAGUGCCUGCAGCAGGCCCUGCACACCUUCCAAAACGACAUCCACGUCUACCCCAUCUGGCUGUGCCCGUUCAUCCUGCCCAGCCAGCCGGGCCUGGUGCACCCCAAGGGGGACGAGACCGAACUCUACAUCGACAUUGGAGCGUAUGGGGAGCCGCGCGUGAAACACUUUGAAGCCAGGUCCUGCAUGAGGCAGCUGGAGAAGUUCGUGCGAAGCGUGCAUGGGUUCCAGAUGCUCUAUGCCGACUGCUACAUGAACCGGGAGGAGUUCUGGGAGAUGUUUGAUGGCUCCCUGUACCACAAGCUGCGCAAGCAGCUCGGUUGCGAGGAUGCCUUCCCGGAGGUGUACGACAAGAUCUGCAAGGCCGCCAGGCACUGA
Molecule: messenger RNA, 1551 nt
Organism: Equus caballus (horse)
Lineage: Eukaryota; Metazoa; Chordata; Mammalia; Perissodactyla; Equidae
Gene: DHCR24
Product: 24-dehydrocholesterol reductase
Biological process (GO): steroid metabolic process
Cellular component (GO): cytoplasm; membrane
Molecular function (GO): Delta24(24-1) sterol reductase activity; FAD binding
Source: RefSeq, marked provisional